CGGGCGGGGCCGCUCCCGGUGUCACUCGGAGCCUCCGCGGAGCGCCCGCUGCCGCCGGGGGGCGGGGGCCGCGGGCUCCGCCGCUCCGCAGCAGCCGGUAGCCAUGCGCUGGUUUAGUUGCUCGUAGAGCUUUGAGACAUUUCACUGGCAUCCAUUAAUGCUACAGCAAGAAUAUCCUGAGUCCUUGGUCCGUUCUCUGGUGCUCUCUGAAAUAGAAAUGGCUUACUUGAGAACAGAAAGGAAAGCUUGGGUCAUUUUUGCGUGUUCUGUGGAGUGAUGGAAAAAGCUAUGUGGUGAAAGUACUCCAGCGUGCCGCAAGGAAGGAAAUAACUGGAUUUUCUCCUGUGUCCUUUGUGUGCUCCUUUCCUUUUUGGAGUUCAGUGUAGCAUACUUAUAGAAGAAACUGCUCUAGUGCCGAAGAGAGGUCUUAUGGAUAACAUACUGAUUUAGGCCUCAGGAGUUUGGUGCUCCAUUAGUAACUCUGCUUACUAGCUUUAGGGAUGCAAUGGGCAUAAGUGACAUGCUCAUCUGUAUCCAAGUCCACAUUCAUAAAACAAGGCUAUGGAUUUCCAAACUUUUCUAAAGAUCUUCCAUCUGUUUGGAUCAUCUGUAUCACAGGAUGACUGAAGGCCUAUUAAGCUCUCUUGAUACACAGCUAUAUAUUGCAGUUGCUGAAGUAAAACUUCUCCCCAUGCUAACUGUUGACAUGGAAAACAAGGAAAAUGGCUCUCUGGAUGUCAAAAAUUCAGUAGAGAAUGGGAGACCUCUGGAUCCUGCUGACUGGGCUGUCACCGAUGUUGUGAAUUAUUUCAGAACAGCUGGAUUUGAAGAACAAGCCAAUGCUUUUCAGGAACAGGAAAUUGAUGGGAAAUCAUUACUGUUGAUGACAAGAAAUGAUGUACUGACUGGACUUUCAUUAAAACUGGGGCCUGCGCUGAAAAUCUAUGAAUAUCACGUAAAACCUCUACAGACACAACAUCUAAAGAACAACUCUUUAUAGCUAAUUGUCUCAUUGGGGUCAUGCUGUGCCUCAAAGGAAAAAUAAGCAAUUUGGUUUCAUGUGAUGGAACUUUGUAAAGAGAGAAUAUAUCUAUUAAGAGUUUAAACCAAGUACAAUAUAUAUCCUAUUGGAUAGAGUUGGCAAUAUACUAUAUACUGAGUCUGAACUGAGAGAGGUGGUGUGUAUUUUUUACAUAGUACAUAAUGAUUUUCUCUUUUAGGAAGUGUCAAUGAGCAUGUUGAGAUCACUGUAUCCAAGAACAAAAGGGAGGUAUGUCAUUCUCAUUUUUGAGCCAGACAUGUUCUUGAUUUUGUUAAUUAAAAUACCAAAAAAAUAAAGAAAACCAACCCCAAAGUUUACAUGCAUCUUUAGAGAGAGAGGAACCAAUUAAAGUAGGUUUUGAUUUACACUGAAGACCUACGAAAAUUAUUGCUACUUAUAAUUUCAGGAUGGGCCUGACACUUGCCAAGUCACCCUUUUUUGCAGAGGGUCCUAUUUUGACCUUAUUAAGGUUUACUCGUGGUAUGCUGCAAUGUUUAAAGCUGUACAUAGAACUAACAAAACUCCUUCAGUAUCAGAAGGUGUUGCUGACAGGUGAAACUGGGUUGUAUAUUUUUUGCUGUGCUUUAAAUUUUCACUUUUCACCUGUUUUUAAUAGUAGUCCUAUGUAAAAUAUAAUUGGUUUUUAAAGGUUUGUGUUGCUUUGCAGACAAAAAAAAAAAGCUUCAUUUUAUUCCUUUUUUAAUUUAUGAUUGUUUUCUAACAUUAUGCAGAAAUUUGUAAAAAGUAAAAUUCUGCACAUUUUUAAUAUUGUCUGUCUUUGGUGUUGUAAUGAUUGAUUUUUUUUUUUUAAUGCUUUACUUAACACUUUGAAUACUUGUUUUAAGAACUGAAAGAAGCUGUCUUGUCACCAUACAUCUCUGUUAAAAGAGAGUCAUGUUCAAUCUGUUUGUACUGGUUCCCUAUUUGAUAGGUUGCUUGCUAUAUCCCAAUAAAACAUUGCUUAUGUUUGGA
This is a messenger RNA of Corvus hawaiiensis (hawaiian crow), 2014 nucleotides long. It is a transcript of the gene SAMD13, whose product is annotated as sterile alpha motif domain containing 13. The transcript is spliced from 5 exons. Lineage: Eukaryota; Metazoa; Chordata; Aves; Passeriformes; Corvidae. The record is from RefSeq and is a predicted model, not a curated record. Gene Ontology annotation, molecular function: protein binding. Bases 620 to 1000 code for a protein of 126 amino acids.